GUGGCCCCUGAGGAGAACGAGAGGGCAAGCGAGCGCGGCGCUCCCGGGCCGGCCCGGCCCCCUCCCCUCACCAUCGCCGGACCUCCGCCGCCUUCCUCCGCUUCCACCUUUUCUCCCCCCCCCCAAGUUGAGGCCCCCUCCGGGGGGGGGAGGCCCGGGACCGGGAACGAAUUUCCCUAACUCCCUCAACCCCUCCCCCCAUCUGGCCCGAGUGUGGGGAGAAGGCCCGGCCUGUGUCGUGUGUGAAGAGGACGUGGUCCGGCCCACGGGCCGUCUGGGGCCUGGUCCGGCCCGCCGGGUGUGUAAAGACAGGGGCCCGGUGCGGCCCGGUCCGCGGGCGCGCGGAGGGGGGGGGUGUGGGCCUGCCGGUGCGUGAGGACUGGGGCCCCGGCCGGCGCUGCAGCCGCCGCCGCCGCCGCGAUGGCCCAGCAGCAGAUGACCAGCUCUCAGAAGGCCCUGAUGCUGGAGCUGAAAUCCCUGCAGGAGGAACCGGUGGAGGGCUUCCGGAUCACCCUGGUGGAUGAGUCCGACCUCUACAACUGGGAGGUUGCCAUCUUCGGACCCCCCAACACCCUCUACGAAGGCGGCUACUUCAAGGCGCAUAUUAAGUUUCCUAUUGACUACCCAUAUUCACCACCUACCUUCAGAUUCUUGACCAAAAUGUGGCACCCCAACAUUUAUGAGAAUGGAGAUGUAUGCAUUUCAAUUCUUCAUCCACCUGUAGAUGACCCACAGAGUGGUGAACUGCCCUCCGAAAGGUGGAAUCCUACUCAGAAUGUCAGGACUAUCCUGUUAAGUGUAAUCUCAUUGCUUAAUGAGCCCAACACCUUCUCCCCAGCCAAUGUGGAUGCUUCGGUUAUGUUCAGGAAAUGGAGGGACAGUAAAGGAAAAGACAAAGAAUAUGCUGAAAUCAUUAGAAAACAGGUUUCAGCCACUAAAGCCGAAGCAGAAAAAGAUGGAGUAAAAGUCCCUACAACCCUGGCGGAAUACUGCAUCAAAACUAAAGUGCCUUCCAAUGACAACAGCUCAGAUUUGCUUUAUGACGACUUGUACGACGAUGACAUUGAUGAUGAAGAUGAGGAGGAAGAAGAUGCCGACUGUUAUGAUGAUGAUGAUUCUGGGAAUGAGGAGUCGUGACGUGUUCCUUCGAUGCCCCUGUACUGCCCUGCCGUCUCAGGCCAAAGGGAGGGGAGCAAGUAGGGACCUAGCAGUGGCCCCUCAGCAAAAACCUAUCACAGGGGGUGGGGAAAAACAAACACGGCUCCUGCUGACUCCCCUUAUGGAUCUCAGUUUGCUCCUUUUUAUGGACCUCUUAAUGGAGAGAAGGUAAUCCUCUACAGAAAUGUCCGAAUUCUUGCAUUCUUUACCCUUCCAUCACUGUAUUGAUUCUUUUUUUCUUUAAACACAAACCCCUGCCUCACUUCAUCUCUACAAAGUGUUCACAGCAAAACACGUUUGAUCUGUCUUUAGAUUCUUGAAGAAUAGUCUUUCAUCAAGACGUUAAUGUGUUUAAAGCUGAGAACCCAUUGGGAGUUCACAAGUGCUGCAUAUGCUGGGUAGCAAAAGAAAAUGGAAAAAAAAAAAAACAUAAAAAUCCCACAAAACAAACUUAAAAAAUUUUUGCCAAGGUUUAGCUGCUCCAUUUACAUUAGUGUGUGUGCAUUUGUUCAACCCCAUGGUGGUGAAUUUUGUUUCUUUCUUGUUCUUAAGUCUGGGGUACAGUGGGCGUCAGGGACUUUGUGCUAAGCCUGAUGAAAUGUGUUCCUAAGGGCACAGAGCCCCUUCAGCUUCCAGGAAAUCAUAAUAACAGAGGCCUCAGUUACUCUGAGGAGAGAAAUCAGAUUUUGUUUUUUGAAAUCGAUUGGGAUAUAAAGUCUGAAAUAAAUAUUCAUACUUUACAUAGAACUGAGCACUUGAUUGCUAUUUAUUUUAAAAGGCAGAAUUGUUCUCCCCCUCCCCCAAGGGAGUGGGGGAGAGAGUGGGGAUUAGUGUGUGUGGAGUCUUAGUGAUGGCAACAAAGAGCUAAAACUAACUUUGCCAAGUUUGGUUGAUGCUGCUGGGGGGGGCGGGGGGGAAGUCAAAACUACUGGUGAUCACUGUUGGGAGAGAAAACAUCUAUUUUAUAUAUUUAACAAGGCCUUUCCCGCUAUACUUUCACCAUGAGGAUUUUUUUUAAGUAGCCAGUUUUAAGUACUCAGUAUUAAUACUAGGUGCAUGUGUUAAGAUUUUGGUUUUCAUUGAGCUAGUGAUAACUGUGGAUUUAUAUGUGAGACAUGAGUGACCGGUUACCUUGCCUCAGUGGAUGUGACCUGGACUUUUUCUCUCCUUUCAAUGUGCUCUGGCUGUGGAGUUCAAGUAGAAGUUGUGCAUGGAGCUUGCCCUGGGCUUCUCUGAUUCUUCUGGCAGGGCCAAGGGAGUUGGCUGCAGGUAGUGUCUGGGCAACACUAGAUCUUCCUGCCAUGCAGUUGCUGCAGCUUUAAUUUCCCCAGUCUGAAUCAUGUGUUACUUCAAUCAAUACUAAGAUCCAUCCGCCUUCACCAACCAGAUACUUCAGAACUUGGCAGUGAUUUUUGUUUCUUAUGGGAGCAGGGCCAGUUCAUCGGAGGGCAGUGUUCUUUCAGUGGGGAAAAUCAUUAUGCAAAACCAUAGGUUUUAGAAGGAAAAUACAGCAAAGACUGACUACAAUCCUACUUCGUAUCCCUGCGCACUAGUGUCAACUCCUUUCUUCAGAUCUUAUAGCUCAGAAAGAGCAAAAGGUUUGAUGAGGGACAGGGUAGGAUGGAUCCUAGGACAGAGUAGGUGAUGCUUGCUUCCUUAGCUUCUCCUUCCUUUCUGAUCUCAGGGUUUUCAUUCACUCUUCAAACUCUCCAAACGUUUGCUGACUAAUUCCCAGUGACCCUCUCUGGCCUCUAUGAAAUUGGUCUGGUAUUGAGAACAUUUAACGUGCUAUGGUUCAUAUGGGAUGUUGUUUAGCCUGGUCCCAGAAUAUAUCCAAUCCCCAAGGGGCCAGGGCUACUUGUACCCCUGAAUCUAGUAACCCCAUAUUCAGAAAACAGAGCAGUUAUUUGUGUGACAUAACACUGACUGCACACUCUCAGAGAAGGAUGUCGGAACUAGCUUUUUACUCCCCACACUUCUUAAGUAAUGCUUCCAAAUAACUGGCAAUCUUCUGGAGCCCAGUCUCAUAAUGCUCUGAUAUCUCACCACCCCACCCUGUGACACACACACAGUUUACAGCCAGUACUUUGGUCUUACUCUAUUGGAGUCCUAAAAUUAAGAUUUUCUUUACCCUUACUGCUAAAGCAUUUCUCUCCCAGGGCAGGCCAGGCACCUUGGCAUUGUGGGAGGUGCUAUGCUGCUCAGCCCCGUCCCAUUAGGCCCUGUUGGCCUCUGUUGCACAUUGACUCAGGGAGCCAGAGAGCCAGGUGGUCAUACCUCUCAGCCCUUUUGGGUGUUACUAUUGAGGGCUGGGUUUGCCUCUGAUAAGAGUACAAUCAGUUCCAGAAAAGACUGCGGUGUGUUUAUUUGCCAACAGGUGGACAUUCAGUAAGUUCACACUAACCUGUAAAACCCAGAUACUGGUUCCAGAGCUCUGUCCUGAGAACACAAGGAAACUUGAGCAUGUAACUUUUUUAUUUUUAGGAGUGGAGAUCUCAGGCUCAGGCCAGAACCUUAAGAAUACAGUUGUGCUGAUCGUUUGGUCAAAAUCCUGCAUUUUAAGAUUCCUUUUGAUUCUAGUGGAGACCUCUCUGGGUGCUCUUCAGGUCUGUGUUUUUUUUGAGGCUGGGUGGAGAAAGUAUAUUAUCAUGAUUCCGUUGUUGCUUCUCAGAGUCUUCCCCUUUUUAUUUCAUAUCAUUCCAGAGUUCUUUUCUAUUAGCCAAACUUUUUUUUGUAGUCCCUUCUUUUCUCUUAAUAAUUAUUUGCUUCUUUAUUUGCUGGUUUCCUUAUUUUGGGGACAUAUAUACAGAGAUUGAAGGGGGAAAUGUGUAGUUCUCCACUGAAAAUUAACUCUCCACCCCUCCCAUCCUGAUAAAAAGUUUACAUUUACAAAAAGAUUCAGAUGCAAUUUUCAACUAUUCUGAAACCAGCAGGACACACCUGACUUUAAUAGUUUUCUUAGCUGAAAUUGUAGAUGUUUUUCUUCAGUUUAACUUAUGAGAAAAGAUUAUCUGAUGCAUUUUGUGUUGAACUUCCCCUUUAGUGGUUUAUUUUGUCUUUUUCUGCCCAUCUGUCUACUAAUAAAAUGUGAAAUAAAAUAUACCUGUAUUGCUACUUC
Molecule: messenger RNA, 4276 nt
Organism: Pteropus alecto (black flying fox)
Lineage: Eukaryota; Metazoa; Chordata; Mammalia; Chiroptera; Pteropodidae
Gene: UBE2R2
Product: ubiquitin conjugating enzyme E2 R2
Exons: 5
Coding region: 421-1137 (238 amino acids)
Biological process (GO): ubiquitin-dependent protein catabolic process; protein polyubiquitination
Molecular function (GO): ubiquitin conjugating enzyme activity
Source: RefSeq, a predicted model, not a curated record